Molecule: messenger RNA, 1115 nt
Organism: Dictyostelium purpureum
Lineage: Eukaryota; Evosea; Eumycetozoa; Dictyosteliales; Dictyosteliaceae
Exons: 3
Source: RefSeq, a predicted model, not a curated record
ACUCAAGAUCUCCAAAAUCACAAUCAACACCAUACCCAAGUAACUUUGCCCCCGCAUACCGUUAUAAAUCAGAACCACCACAACAACCAAAACCAGCACCAAUACUACAACCAAUUCCAAUUUCACCAACAAUACCAAACUCACCAUACCCAUACAAUUUUGUUCCAGCAUACAGAUAUCAAAAAGUUUCAACAUCUACACCAGUAUCAACAACAACCAAAUCAGAAACCAGUUCAUCUUCAAGUUUAAACUUAUCUGGUAAUCCAACAGAUAAAAAAGAAUCAACAACAAAUAUCUUUGGCGGAAAAACCUCACCUUAUCAAUUAAAAUCAUUAAAGCAAAAAGAUAGCGAUAAAGAGGAAUUAUUAAAUCAAAUUGAAAAAAUAUUGAAUCAAGAUAAUAAAGAAUUAUUAGAUCAACUAGACUCACUUGAUAAUAAUAAUCAAAAUAAACAACACGACAAUCUUGAAUAUGAAAAUCAAAUUAACAAAUUAAAAGAAGAAUUAGAAUCAGUAAAAGACAAAAGUACUGAAGAAAUUAACCAAUUAAAAGAAGAAAACAAAAAAUUAAAACAUCAAUUUGAAUCAUUAAAUAAUCCUCUUCAAAACAACUCCCAAUAUGAAAAUGACAUCGCUCAACUAAAAGAAGAACUGGAAUCAUUGAAACAACAACAAGAAAAAGAAAAGCAAGACAUUCAUCAAGAAUUUAAAUCCCAAAUUAACAAACUAAAUGAUGAAAAUAAUCGUCUAAAAGAAGAUUUAGGAUCAUUACAAGAAAAUUAUGAACAACAAAAAUCUCUUCACAGUGGUGAUCCAACUCAAACUCCAACCCCAACUCAAACUCCGAUUCCUACCCCACAACCAGCACAACAAUCAACUCGCAUAGCUGCAUCCACCUAUCCAAAACUAUUUGCACCAGAAUCCAAAUACCAUUUUACAGGUGCACCAUCUAAAGGGGAAAAAGUAGGAAAAAUAUCUAUUAAAAUAUUUAACGAAAAACUCGGAGAAUGGGUAGAUUGUCCCCCAAAACCACCAGUAACACUACUUUCAUUUUUAGGCAAUUUUAUUUUUUUACAUAUUUUAGAAUUAUGGGAAAAAAUAAAAAAUUAUGUCUAA